AUGGCAAGCUUUGUAGACAGCCGCGCGCACUUUGAAGCACGUGCGCGCGAGUACGGCGUUCCUGCUGAGUUGUUGACGCAUCUCCAGAACCAAGGCAUCAACACGUUAGGUCAGCUGGCCUUUGCCUUCACUCGGCCAGGACAAGAGUUCGAUGAGGGCCGCUUUGACACAUGGCUCAGAAGUGUGAAUGCCGGAGUGGCUCUAUCCAUAGGUGCCAUAGCCUCGGUUCGCAGACUUCACUUUGAGGCUGAAGUGAUAGUGACAGCUUCGCUGAAGGCGGCCGUGGAGGCACCCACCUCCGAGUCUGCAACGCCCAAGGCCAUUCCCUUCGCCGAACGCUCUGUACGCCUAGCGCACAUUCGGGCCAAGCUCCCUGGGUUGCACCUGGAGGGUCCCGGAGAGCCGUCUCAAACUUUGCUCGACGAGGCUUGCCAUCAGUUUGAGACACGAGCACUAAAGUAUAUCGAACCUCAGAAAUGCACCAGUCACUAG
Messenger RNA from Durusdinium trenchii, 492 nucleotides. Lineage: Eukaryota; Dinophyceae; Suessiales; Symbiodiniaceae. The record is from the annotation of a GenBank genome assembly.